GGACGCACAAAACACACAAAACACAACAAAAAUCUAAUACUGCUCCCCCUUUUCAACCACCCCAUCCCGAUGGGUGUGAUAAGCAGCAACACACCUGAGGUGGAUGGAUGCGGAUUUUGUUUGGUACGACGCAAGGUUAUGGAACGGUUUGUUGUAGUGCGAUUAAAAAUACAUCACCGAUCGCCCGCCGAUGAAGACAUUUUAGUAGUUGGUUGCAAGUGUCGUUUCGAUCUGCCCUCCUUCUUGUCGCAUCAACCAACAACCAAGGGGAUCUUAUAUCAUUACGCGUUGGGUCGCGCUUUUGGGGGAUUUAUUUUGCGAUAAUCAUUGCGCGCGGCUCUUUCGAUUCCGCUAUCUUGUUGGACGAUGAAAAUAAAGCGAUGAGUGUGGCCACUUUCGAUUGCAAACAGCAGUGGAAUGAUUUAACAUCGGAUGGUGUCUCGCGUCGGAAGCGUUUGUGAUAACGUGCAAAAGUAAAGGAAAAGGGCUUUGAGGAAAGUGAGUGUACGUGUUUUGAAUUUAAGAAAAAGUGCCUAAAGUGUGGAGCACACAGGUGGAUUGUUGUGUUUGUUGCCGGUUGUGUGUUUUUUUUUACAAGUAGGCCAGUGUGUACGUGCGUGCGUGUGUGCGCGGUGUAAAGAAAGAUGUCAUUUCGUGUGGUGAGAAGCUCCAAGUUCCGGCACGUGUUCGGCCAGGCGCUGAAGCGCGAACAGUGCUACGACAAUAUACGCGUGUCGAAGAGCAGCUGGGACUCGACGUUCUGCGCGGUCAACCCGAAGUUUCUGGCCAUCAUCGUCGAGUCGGCGGGCGGCGGUGCCUUCAUCGUACUUCCACACAAUAAGGUCGGACGAAUCGCGGCGGACCAUGCACUGGUCGGUGGACACAAGGGCCCCGUGCUGGAUAUUGCCUGGUGCCCGCACAACGACAAUGUCAUCGCAUCUGGGUCGGAAGAUUGCGUCGUGAAGGUAUGGCAAAUUCCAGACGGUGGACUGUCCCGAACGCUCACCGAGCCGGUGGUCGAUCUGGUGUACCAUCAGCGCCGCGUCGGCCUGGUACUGUGGCACCCGUCCGCCCUGAACGUGCUGCUGACCGCCGGCUCGGACAAUCUGAUCGUGGUGUGGAACGUCGGUACGGGCGAGGUGCUGGUGCGGAUCGACUGCCAUCCGGACACGAUCUACAGCGCCUGCUGGAACUGGGACGGUUCGCAGCUGGUGACGACGUGCAAGGACAAGAAGAUCCGCAUCCUGAACCCGCGCAACGGCGAGGUGCUGAACGAGGCGCUGGCCCACGAAGGCUCUAAAGCGACCCGGGCCAUCUUCCUGCGGCACGGGCUCAUCUUUACCACCGGCUUUAACCGGUCGUCCGAGCGGCAGUACUCGCUGCGCGCCCCGGACGCACUGGGCGACCCGAUCGUGAUGGUCGACCUCGACACGUCCAACGGCGUGAUGUUUCCGCUGUACGAUCCGGACACGAACCUGAUCUACCUGUGCGGCAAGGGCGACUCGGUCAUCCGGUACUUCGAGGUGACGCCCGAGCACCCGUACGUCCACUACAUCAGCCAGUUCCAGACGCCGGACUCGCAGCGCGCCAUCGGCAUGAUGCCGAAGCGGGGCUGCGACGUGAGCACGUGCGAGGUCGCCCGCUUCUACCGGCUGAACAACGGGGGGCUGUGCCAGGUGAUCUCGAUGACGGUGCCGCGCAAGAGCGAGCUGUUCCAGGAGGAUCUCUACCCGGACACGCUCGCCGACGAGGCGUCCAUCUCCGCCGAGGACUGGAUCAGUGGGGCCGAUGCCGAUCCGCAGCUUAUCUCGCUGAAGGAUCGCGUCUUUCUCGUGCAGGGUGGCUACGUGUCCCAGGCCCAGAGCACCACGCUCACCGUCACGAAGAAGUCGAACGUGCUGGACAAGAUGGCACCGAAGAGCGGUGGCCCGAAGACGCUGUCCGCAUCGACCGGCGGUUCGGCCGGUGCGUCCGCCAACGGCUCGCCGGUGACGGUCAACAAUGGAACGUCCGGUGGCGGCGGUGGUGGAAGCACAUCGCCCGCCAACGGCACACAGCAGAUCACAAUCGGUGGCGUUUCGGAGCAACAGUUCGGCGAGCUGAGGACAAAGUUCGAGGAAGAGUUCCGCAAGCUGAAGGCAAUCAUCGUGAAGCACGAGAACCGGAUCCGCUCGCUGGAGGCAACGGUCAAAGCGAUGACCGACCGGGGGCUGACCGAGGUGGACGGUGCCGGGCUCGCCGCACCUGCCGCCACGACGGGCACCUCGUCCUCCCCAGCACCCGCCUCGUUGCCACCCACGUCGGACGAGACUGCUGCGCAGCAGCAGCAGGUCGCGGCAGCAGGUGACGGGGGCGGCAACUACCGCAACUCUACCCUCGAGCCGGACGAAGUCUAAGAAGGCAGUUGAGUAGAAGGGGAGAAGAAGAAGGAUGGACGGACGGACGGACGGACAUGGUCAUCAGCGCAAAGUUGACGCAUUAGUGACGGCACUGAGCUUCCGUACUUUUUGUUUGUUUUUGUACUAGAAUGGGUACUCACCCACCCAUAUCAGCCUUUCAAUGCUGCGGCCACGGGCAGGGAAUGUGGUGUACGUGGAAAUUGUAAGAGAGAGGGAGAGAGAAAAAAAAAGCGCAACAAAUCGCCAAUAUUGCAUCGUGUGUGUGUCCUAUUGCUGUUGUGGGGUGCAGCACAACGAGGAGAAGGAGGAUGCAGAAGAAAGAGAAGAAAGAAGAAAACAAAACACAAAUGCCUUGAAUAUGGAUUUAACAUACAAAAAAAACUAUAUAGCAACCAUGCUUAAAGCAGCUGCGAUAAGGAAAAGGGAAGAGAUUUUGUAUUUGUAAACGUAUGUUUUUUAUACAUAUACACAGCUCCAUACUACGAUUACUAACCGAUUUUGCCUAUCGCCACAGAGCGUUUCCCUUAUCCUUCCCAUUUUUGCAAAACCCUCUCGUCGAUAUCACUCUCGCUCUCUCUCUCUCUCUCUCUUUAUCUCUCCCUCUCUGUACGCGUAGUAGUUAAGGGCGAAAAAAAAAACGAAAACAAAAAUCAGCUCCCUCUCGCCCACACUCUCGUCGGCAUUGGGAGAUAGUGGAGGGAAAUGGAAGGUUUAUAGCAAUACACAUAUUGUGCGUAUAUAUUAUUGCCGACAUAAGCCGAAAUGGAAUGGAACACACGCAACAAAGCAUAAAAAAGGCGCACACAGGUCGGUGGUUUGUGGCUAUCUGCAAAGGAACCGAGCCAAACACCAAACACGAACGGGAAAGCCUUCCCAGAGAGAGAGAGAGAGAGAGAGAGAGAAGAGAGAGAGAGAGAGAGAGAGAGA
Anopheles merus is the source of this 3326-nucleotide messenger RNA. RefSeq names its product coronin-1C-A (gene coro). Lineage: Eukaryota; Metazoa; Arthropoda; Insecta; Diptera; Culicidae. Gene Ontology annotation, biological process: actin filament organization. Gene Ontology annotation, molecular function: actin filament binding. The coding region runs from base 645 to 2396 and encodes 583 amino acids. The record is from RefSeq and is a predicted model, not a curated record. The transcript has 6 exons.